AAUGCUUUUAAACUCAUCUGCUGAGUGAUCCUUUAAACAAUUCUCCAACAAGCCUUGGUGUUUUUUUUUCUAGAAGACUAUAUAAUUUGACUGUUGUUUGCACCGUUUUACCGCUUUCAGUUUUCAAAACAUUCUGAAAAACCAGAAGCCACGAAGUAUUAAAUGUUAAAAAUAAAAACCUGCAGCUAUCCAGCAAUCUCAUGCAAAGAACGGAGGAAGCAAACACACACACACUGCUCUGAUGCGUCUGUGCAUUAGACUCUGCAAAGGAAAAUUGUGAUCAUUUAAAAAAAACGUUGCUGCAAAUUGAAAGCUCUUUUCUUGGUAAAAAUUAAAUAACUAAAUCAAGCUGGCUCAUACUCUUUCAAACCAGAACAGUUUGACAGCUGCUCUUCACCCUCUUUGGAGGACUGUCAACAGCAAAAGGAUGGCAUCAGAACUGGCAAUGAGCAACUCCGACCUGCCCACCAGUCCCUUGGCCAUGGAAUAUGUUAAUGACUUCGAUCUGAUGAAGUUUGAAGUGAAAAAGGAGCCGGUGGAGCCCGAUCGCAGCAUCAGCCAGUGCAGCCGCCUGAUCGCCGGGGGAUCCUUGUCUUCCACCCCGAUGAGCACGCCUUGCAGCUCGGUACCCCCUUCUCCAAGCUUCUCGGCGCCCAGCCCGGGCUCUGGGAGCGACCAGAAGGCACACUUGGAAGAUUUCUACUGGAUGACCGGCUACCAACAGCAGUUGAACCCGGAGGCUUUGGGCUUCAGCCCUGAAGACGCAGUAGAGGCUCUGAUCAACAGCAGUCACCAGCUUCAAAGCUUCGAUGGCUAUGCUAGAGGGCAGCAGUUUGCCGGCGCAGCCGGAACGGGAGGCACCAUGGCUGGGGAAGAGAUGGGAUCGGCUGCCGCUGUGGUGUCUGCAGUUAUCGCGGCGGCUGCAGCCCAGAACGGGGGUCCCCAUCACCACCACCACCACCACCACCACGCCGGGGGACACCACCAAGCACCCGGGGUCCCCUCCAACAGUAACUCAGGUGGGAACCACCAGCACCACGGCAUGCAUUUGGAUGACCGAUUUUCGGACGACCAGCUGGUGAACAUGUCAGUGAGAGAGCUCAAUCGGCAGCUAAGGGGAGUCAGCAAAGAAGAGGUGAUCAGGCUCAAACAAAAGAGGAGGACCCUCAAAAACAGAGGCUAUGCCCAGUCCUGUCGCUACAAGAGGGUCCAGCAAAAGCACGUCCUGGAAGGCGAAAAGACCCAGCUCGUACAGCAAGUUGAACACCUCAAACAAGAAAUCUCCAGGCUGGUCCGGGAGCGGGAUGCCUACAAGGAAAAAUAUGAGAAGUUAAUCAGCAAUGGCUUCAGAGAAAACAGCUCCGGCAGUGACACCCCUUCGUCUCCAGAGUUUUUCAUGUCAUCGCGAAAAUUUCUACAUCUGUGAUAGAGAAAUGACUGAGUCCCCUUGGCCUUGAAGUAUGAGAAAACAUGAUAAUGGAAUGCUGAUGGCUUAGAACGAUCUUUGGCACGAAGACUGCCACAAAGCACAACAUUUAGAAGUAUAAUCACUAAAGAAGAAGAAAGAAAGACAACAUUAUCGUGACUACAUUCUUCAGAGCCUCCUCCUUAUUAGUAUUCUUUUUUUUCUUCAGUUGAUUUUUUUUCUAACAACAAAAGAAGCAAAAUAAUAAAGAAAAAAAGAUUAAAAAAAAGAUGAUGACGACGACGACGAGAUUUUCUCUUUAGGUGAAAAAUAUUUACGCAUGUUGUUUGAAUAAGCGAACUAAAAAAUCUUAAAACUAAUUAAUAAAUAAAUAAAUAAAUAAACUGCAUCCCUCAGUGGGUGGAAAAAGACAAUAACUUUUAACCUCUCUGGGCACCCUGAUUGUAUUACUAUGGAGAUAGUACCCACUAUUUAGACAUAAGUACCUCCCCCCCCCUCAAAUACCACAGUUUAUUUUAUUUUUAAUUCAUUUUUCAUACCUAUUGCAGACCCUACUGCUGAUCC
This is a messenger RNA of Acipenser ruthenus (sterlet), 1990 nucleotides long. RefSeq names its product transcription factor Maf-like. The coding region runs from base 428 to 1426 and encodes 332 amino acids. Gene Ontology annotation, biological process: regulation of transcription by RNA polymerase II. Lineage: Eukaryota; Metazoa; Chordata; Actinopteri; Acipenseriformes; Acipenseridae. The record is from RefSeq and is a predicted model, not a curated record. The transcript is spliced from 3 exons. Gene Ontology annotation, molecular function: RNA polymerase II cis-regulatory region sequence-specific DNA binding; DNA-binding transcription factor activity, RNA polymerase II-specific. Gene Ontology annotation, cellular component: nucleus.